AUGUACUCGAUCAGGAUACAGUAUGCUAAGGGUGUUACUCAUAUGAUGCCUUCCGCAGCGGGGUCUAGAGAGGCCCUCAACAGAGCUCGAGCUCGGAGGUUGUCGGGGGACAGGACGGCGGCGUGGUAUGCUAAUGCUCCGUCACCAUAUGCUACUCUGGCUAGAAUACGUGCUGUAGAGACUUCGAGGCACUUCGUCAAGAUGCGGUAUAGGAGUGGAGAUCAUAGCGUUUCGGAAAAAUAUGUUCUUCCCGAAAUUGCCGCGAAAAGUGUGCAGCAGGAGGCAGGACAAGAGAUGCAGAGAUCGCGGUUCCGAUGUGAUGCUCUGUUGAAGGACCUCGACCGUUGUAGAAAGGAACUAAAGAGGACCAAGGAUCAAUUCCAUGACGCCUUGGUUGCCUCCCAGGACUACAACUGGAAUGCCAAUAAGAAGUCCUACUUCGCCUCCUUUGAAAUUCUCUCUGGUUAG
Perkinsus marinus ATCC 50983 is the source of this 468-nucleotide messenger RNA. RefSeq lists its product as hypothetical. Lineage: Eukaryota; Perkinsozoa; Perkinsida; Perkinsidae. Bases 1 to 468 code for a protein of 155 amino acids. The record is from RefSeq and is a predicted model, not a curated record. The transcript has 4 exons.